Molecule: messenger RNA, 648 nt
Organism: Rotaria sp. Silwood2
Lineage: Eukaryota; Metazoa; Rotifera; Eurotatoria; Philodinida; Philodinidae
Source: the annotation of a GenBank genome assembly
AUGGGUUUACAUCCACGAGAAUGCCUAAAUCAUUAUCAUUUAAUAUGUUUAACUGGUCUUGUUGCUAUAUCACUAACAUUAGUUAUUGUUGGUGGUUCACUUUCAGCUUGGUGUAUUCGUUAUGGAAAUGCAUAUGAAUGUCAUUCAUUAUUUCAUUCUGAUCGAGCUUUUUCAUGUCUUUUUAAAUUAAUUCCAACAGGAAUUAUAUUUUGUUUAAUUAUUUCUUUAUUUAUGUUCAUUAUUUUAAUUAUUGGUCAAGUAUGUAUUGAAUAUUCUGGUAUUGCUAAAAAAGAAUAUCAACUUGUUGCUCGAAUUGUUAAUAUUCUUACAUUAUCAAUAGCUAUUAUUUUAAUUAUGAUUGUACUUCUUCAAUGGUUUCAUCCACCAAGAGAUUCAUCAAAAAAUAUUUUAGUUGCUAUGAUGCCAUUACAAGAUGAAACAAAUAAUGCAUCAAAACCAAAACAAGAACGUAUUAUUUUUGCAACAAUUGCACCAGAUCAUUCUUCAUAUUUAAAAGCAAUUGGUGUACGACAUCGAUCAAUGCUUACUUAUCAUCAAAAUAUUCAUCAUGGACCUAAUUUAUUCUUUGCAGCAUUUAUUAUUCUUUUUAUUGCUUUACUUGGUUUUGCCAUGGCACAUCGAAUAUAA